AACACUAGAUGUCAUUCGGUAAAACAUAUCCAAAUUUAAAUAUGGCGUCCGCAAUGGAAAUCGACGAAGAAGACAUUGAGUUACCUACUUCUAGCAGUAGUAAAGGAGAAAAAAAACGUUUCGAAGUUAAAAAGUGGAAUGCUGUGGCACUUUGGGCUUGGGACAUUGUUGUAGACAACUGUGCUAUUUGCCGGAAUCAUAUUAUGGAUUUGUGUAUCGAAUGCCAAGCUAAUCAAGCCUCAGCUACCAGCGAUGAAUGUACUGUAGCCUGGGGUGUAUGUAAUCAUGCAUUCCAUUUCCAUUGCAUCUCUCGAUGGUUGAAGACUCGACAAGUUUGUCCUCUUGAUAACCGUGAAUGGGAAUUCCAAAAAUAUGGUCAUUAACUGAAUGCGUUCCACAACCAAGAAUAUCAAAGUCUAUGGGAAUAGGCAAACCAACAGAGGUAUAAAAUAAUAAUCUUUAAUACGCGUGGAUUUUCAUAAUUAAACUAAGGUAAUGUUAAUGAAAAGGGAAAACAGUAAUUAAGAUUAAAUUUAUUGAUCUCACAUGAUUACAUAUAAAGGAGAUAAUUAAUGGAUAGAAUCUUUAAUUUGAUCUUUUAUUCGACGAUAUAAGCUUUGGAAUAAUAAUUGAAUCUUUAAGAAAUAGAAUAUGUGCUGUAAUUCAUGUUAGAAGUUUUCUUUAAUAUUAAUUUUAUGGAAAUCAUGUCUUUCGUCGAAGAAAACAAAAUCGAAUAAUUUUUGAUCACUCAUUAAAACAUGUAUUACAUGUAUUAGGUUGCUAGAAACAUUCGCUUUGAUUUAUAAACAUAUUAAAAAUUAUAUAUGAAAAUAUAAAUGUGCUGUUGUAAAAUUUUCAUUCGAAAUCAGCACGAAUUUUUCAUAGUUAUCUAAAAAAUUCACAUACCGAUUUAUCAAUAAAAAAUAUAUUAUUUUUGAAUUAUACUUAUAAAAAUCGACAGGAAUUUUUCGAUCAACCCGAUAUAUAUUUAAUUUAUUAAUUCAAUAUUAGUUAAUUUAAACUAUAUCAUUUGCAAAAUGAAAACGAAUCUACUGCAACGGCCUCGAAUUCUUUUCGCAACCUUUUUACCCGCGAAUAAUCUUUUUACGGCGAAGCUAAGGAUGAUCGGAUUAUCCGAAAGAUUUUUCCCGUGCAAAAGUUUCGUCCUACCGUCUCGAAUCCCGAUCUGUCUUUAUUCGAAAAAUCGAAAUAGAACCACGCAAUGCUACACAAUUUAAUUUAAUUUAAUAUAAUAUAUAAUAUAACAUAAUAUAAUAGAAUAUAAUAUAAUUUAAGAUAAAAGAGAAAAAAGAAGUGUUGUAUCAUCCUUGUUUCACGCAGCGGCAUUGACAAGUAGGCUAAACGAUAAAUAAAAUUAAAAAGGACAUUUAUUAAAUUUAAUUAAAUUAAAAAUUAAACGAAUUUUAUAUCAAUUUUUCGCAAUUCACGUUACUUUUCGUUGAACUUAGAUAGUAAGCCCUUUUGUAAAGGAAAAAAGGAGAGGAGAAAAAGAAAAUAAUAAUAAUAAGAAGGAGAAGAAGAACAAGAAGAACAAGAAGAAGAACAAGAAGAGGAGAAAAAUACGAUUGUUCAAUAAAGCUUAUCUAACAUUAUGACAGGU
Molecule: messenger RNA, 1621 nt
Organism: Polistes canadensis
Lineage: Eukaryota; Metazoa; Arthropoda; Insecta; Hymenoptera; Vespidae
Gene: Roc1a
Product: RING-box protein 1A
Exons: 5
Coding region: 9-383 (124 amino acids)
Biological process (GO): ubiquitin-dependent protein catabolic process; protein ubiquitination
Cellular component (GO): cullin-RING ubiquitin ligase complex; nucleus
Molecular function (GO): cullin family protein binding; ubiquitin protein ligase activity; zinc ion binding
Source: RefSeq, a predicted model, not a curated record